This is a messenger RNA of Sphenostylis stenocarpa, 447 nucleotides long. NCBI's taxonomy places the organism in Eukaryota, Viridiplantae, Streptophyta, Magnoliopsida, Fabales, Fabaceae. The record is from the annotation of a GenBank genome assembly.
AUGGAAGACGAAGUUAACAGAGAACUCGACCUUCUACCACCGUCCCGCUCCGAUUCCUCUCUCCUCCGCCUGCGCUCGACGGUGUCCUCCUCCUCUACCACAGACUGCGGCGGCGCCCCGUCGCUGGACCUACAGCUGUCGAUCAGCGUGCGACCGCCUGCGGCGGUGCUGAUGUGCGACGGCGUGGAGGCGCUGAAGUGGCAGGCGGCGGAGCAAAUCCGGCUGGCGGCGAUGGAGAAAGCGUACGCGGAGCGUGUGCGGGAGCUGACGCGGCGGGAGAUGGAGAUGGCGCAGUCGGAGUUCGCACGCGCGCGGCAAAUGUGGGAGCGUGCGAGGGAGGAGGUAGAGCGAGCGGAGAGAAUGAAGGAACGCGCGACCAGACAGGUGGAUUCCACGUGCAUGGAGAUCACUUGCCAUUCCUGUAGGCAAAGGUUCAGACCCGCUUGA